AUGGCGGCAGCUCUGUGGGGCUGUCUGGCUCUUGCACUCAGCCGCCACCGGCUCCUACAGGGUCUUCUGCAAGGGGCUGACCCAAAUGCUCGUCUUAGACCUGGCCUGGUAGUUGCGCAUCAACUUCCCCUAUGGCUUCAUCACAGCUUCCGUGACGCUCAAAGUCCACAUGCAGAGUGUUUUGCUGGGGUGUCCUGUGGCACUGGAGAAGCUCAGGUGAGGCACUGGCUGGGAGGAGGGCCCACAGCCACUGAGAGCCACAGAGGACAGAGCCACAAAGGAGAGCCUGGGGAGUCAGGACUACCAUCCUCUCAGAAAUGGUCAGAAGUGGGAAUUUGUGAGGAUGAACCACCAAGUGCUUUUCUGGAAAGGCUAGACUCUGAAUUGGAACUGUCUUGCCUGCAUUCCAUCCUGUCUACACUGCCAGCACAUCCCCAAAUAUUCUUGAAUGACGAGACAAAAUGUGUUUUCCCUAGCCAUUCAAAGCUCAUGUUUUCAGAGCAAACACUAGAAUACAAGAAAAUGCUUCAUGUGAAAAAAAGUACCUCAAAUCUGCAGGUAACACUGGCAUUACUGGCUCUACAAGCUUUUGAAUUUGCAAAUCUGUUAUGUCAUAAUUAA
Messenger RNA from Mesoplodon densirostris (Blainville's beaked whale), 621 nucleotides. RefSeq names its product family with sequence similarity 220 member A (gene FAM220A). The record is from RefSeq and is a predicted model, not a curated record. Gene Ontology annotation, molecular function: STAT family protein binding. Lineage: Eukaryota; Metazoa; Chordata; Mammalia; Artiodactyla; Ziphiidae. Gene Ontology annotation, biological process: negative regulation of transcription by RNA polymerase II; protein dephosphorylation. Gene Ontology annotation, cellular component: nucleus.